AAAUCACUACGACGACGUUUUUGAAUCGCCAUUUUAGAAAAGAAGAAGAGCGGUUCGGAACAAAAGCAGUUAGCGACAUUCUUCAACGUUUCAUUACAUUUACUCGACGUUAUAUUACGUUUAUUUUUAUCCAGUGAUCCUACAACGCAGAAAUGUCUCGGGACAGAUUUAACAUUAACGUUAGAGGAAAUAACCGUGGAGCUGGAUUUCAACGCCGUGGAGCUGGGCCUGGUGGUCCGAUGCGAGGUGGAAUGGGUAACCUGAAUAAUUUCAGACAAAACCAACACCCCUUUCAAAGAGGGCCUCAUCCCGGUAACUUUGGAAAACCACCCAACCAGAUACGUCAGAUAACUCCUCAGAAGCCACUGCCACCUACUAUUUCCCAGCCAGGCGCUCAACCGAUUCGGCCACCACCUACACCUGGCCCUGCGCUAACCAUGAAGGGCCCGGUACAGCAGGCCGCGGCUCCGGCGCCCGCAGCAACACCUCCGGCGGCCGCAGCAGCACCUCCAGUGACCGCAGCAGCACCUCCAGUGACCGCAGCAGCACCUCCAGCGACCGCAGCAGCACCUCCAGCGGCGGCAGUUACUGCUCCGGCGGCUCAACCAAAAAUGCAGUCCCCACCUCCGAAGCCUGUUCCUCCGAAACCCGCACUCUCAUCUCCCCCACCAAACCAAAUGAAGAAACCAGCACUCUCAUCUCCCCCACCAAACCAAAUGAAUAGGAACCAGCAAAGACCAGGACCCGGCAACGCCAAUGGAAAUGGCCAUAAAUCUGCACCCGCUAACAAAAAACCUGAACCUCAAACUCAGAAUACUUCAAUGGAGGCGGAGGAAGCCCAGCACCCCAAGGAGUUGAGAGCGACAUUGUCAUCGCUGCGCAGACCUGGCGAGAAGACAUACACUCAACGAUGCCGCCUUUUCAUUGGAAACCUUCCAAAUGAUAUCUCAGAUGACACAUUCAAGAAGCUGUUUGCGAAGUAUGGCGAGCCCAGUGAGAUUUUCAUCAACAAAAACAAAGGCUUUGGCUUCAUACGCCUGGAAUCCCGUGCAUUGGCUGAGAUAGCUAAAGCUGAACUGGAUGAUGUGCCCAUGAAAGGCAGACCGCUUCGGGUGCGCUUCGCAACUCACUCUGCUGCACUGUCUGUGAAGAACUUGUCACCUUUUGUUUCCAAUGAGCUACUGGAGGAGGCCUUCUCCCAGUUUGGAGUGGUAGAAAGGGCUGUGGUAAUUGUAGAUGAUCGUGGGCGCUCCACUGGCAAGGGCAUUGUUGAAUUUGCCUCUAAGCCUGCUGCACGAAAGGCCCUGGAUCGUUGCAACGAUGGAGUCUUCUUGCUCACCACGUCACCUCGUCCAAUCGUCGUUGAGCCCCUUGAACAAUAUGAUGAUGAGGAUGGUCUACCAGAGAAACUGGCACAGAAGAACCACAACUAUCAUAAGGAGCGGGAGGAGCCACCCAGGUUUGCCCGUCCUGGCACGUUUGAGUUUGAAUACUCUAAGCGCUGGAAGUCCCUGGACGACAUGGAGAAGCAGCAGCGCCAGCAGGUGGAGAAGAACAUCCGCGAAGCCCGUGAGAAACUGGAGGGAGAGAUGGACGACGCGUUCCAUGUGCACCAGGCCAACAUGAUCCGCCAAGAUCUGCUGAGGCGGGAGGAGGAACUACGACGCAUGGAAGAGAUGCACAGUGCAGAGAUGCAGAAGAGGAAAGAGAUGCAGCUCAGGCAGGAGGAGGAGCGUCGCAUACGCGAGGAGGAGAUGCUCCGCCAGAGGGAGAUUGAGGAGCAAAUGCGCCGCAAGCGUGAGGAGGCCUACAGAAGUGGCAACUUCAUGGACAAUAGGGAUAUGAGAAUGACUCAGGGUGGCGCCAUGGGCAUGGCUGACAAUCAAUUUGGCUCACCCAACCAGAAGUUCCCCAUGGGACACCAAGGCAUGGGGGGACCCAACGCUGGGGGAGCCAUGAUGCCCAACGAAAUGCGAAAUGAGCGAAACUUCCCUCAGGGAGGCCGGGGGGGAAUGGGUCCCAACAACCCAGGGUUUGGCAGGGUCCGUGAGGAGUUUGAUGGGCCUGCCAAGAAGCCCCGCUUUUAAAUCUGUUCAGUGUCAUUCAUAGCAGCGUUUUUUGUGUAGAUUCUCUGAACAUCUUCACAUUAUUGAGUCAAUUGUUGUAUUUAAGUUGAAAGUGUUCUUGCAUUUUAGCCUGAAGACUCAUUCAUUUUUAUGGCAAGUUAGGUUUUUUCUUUUUUUGAUUUUGUAUUUGGAGUAGUGUGAAAUUUAAUAAAUUGGUCACCCUCAGUGAUCACAUAGUGCUAUCCCACCUAUGUAUAACUUUCUUUCCAGUUGUAUCAUGCUCUGUGACUCGUGUCGUAAAUGGUGAUAAAUGUCAAAUUUUCUCACCUUUCAAUGGCUGUGUUUUUUGCCAUUUAAGAUUUGAAGUAAAAACAUGUAACUUUACAAUAAAGACUUCAAUUGGUUCUCUCCAAA
Coregonus clupeaformis (lake whitefish) is the source of this 2480-nucleotide messenger RNA. Its product is annotated as splicing factor, proline- and glutamine-rich. Gene Ontology annotation, cellular component: nucleus. Gene Ontology annotation, molecular function: RNA binding. The coding region runs from base 153 to 2087 and encodes 644 amino acids. Gene Ontology annotation, biological process: regulation of DNA-templated transcription. NCBI's taxonomy places the organism in Eukaryota, Metazoa, Chordata, Actinopteri, Salmoniformes, Salmonidae. The transcript has 10 exons. The record is from RefSeq and is a predicted model, not a curated record.